Molecule: messenger RNA, 5655 nt
Organism: Syngnathoides biaculeatus (alligator pipefish)
Lineage: Eukaryota; Metazoa; Chordata; Actinopteri; Syngnathiformes; Syngnathidae
Gene: dennd5a
Product: DENN/MADD domain containing 5A
Exons: 23
Coding region: 236-4117 (1293 amino acids)
Molecular function (GO): guanyl-nucleotide exchange factor activity; small GTPase binding
Source: RefSeq, a predicted model, not a curated record
UGUCCAGGUCGCUCGGUGGGGGGAAAAAGGGCUCGGCUGUGAUUUCGGGGGUUUGAGUCUGUAGUGGAUGUUUGCGCUUGUCGCUCACCGGGCUGCAUCUUUUCCCCCCCUACACACACAAAAAAAAAAAAAACCAAAAACAUCGGCGAUGGCAGCCACAAAUCGCGUCCCCGCUUCGGCUUAAUAUGCUCCCCGGUGGCGGGGGGCAAGCGAGCUACAGCGGACCAGUCUCAAAAUGACCACCGGCAUCAGUCCCGUCUCCUGCCGCUUCGCAGAUUAUUUCGUGAUCAGCGGGCUGGACACCGAAAGCGGGCUGGAACCAGACGAACUCUCCGCUUUAUGCCAGUAUAUACAGGCUACUAAAUUCAGAGAUGGGGCCAGAGGAAAUUUGGCAGGGGCAAAUGAAGGUGAGAAUUUUGAGCAGAGUCCCCUACGGAGAACCUUUAAAUCCAAAGUUCUCGCACAUUACCCGGACAAUGUCGAGUGGAAUCCGUUCGACCAGGACGCAGUUGGCAUGCUCUGCAUGCCGAAGGGUUUGGCCUUCAGGACGCAGGUGGACUCCCGCGAGCCUCACUUCCACUCCUUCAUCAUCACCCGAGAGGACGGCUCUCGGACGUACGGAUUCGCCCUCACCUUCUUCGAGGAGGUGACGAGCAAGCAGAUCUGCAGCGCCAUGCAGACUCUUUACCACAUGCACAACGCCGAGCAGUACGACAUCUUGCACACGCCCACGUCCCCCCGCGGCCCCGAGGAGCCGCGGCUGCACGGCCAGCCUCGGCCCGUCCUGCACGCCGCCCCCGCCAUCUCCCGCCUGCAGCGCUUCAACUCGUACGACAUCAGCCGGGACACGCUGUACGUGUCCAAGUGCAUCUGCUUGAUAACGCCCAUGGCCUUUGCGCAGGCCUGCAGAAAAGUGCUGCAGCAGCUUUACCGGGCCGUCACCUCGCCCCACCCCCCGCCCCUCCCGCUGGAGAGCUACGUCUUCAACAUCCUCUACGAGGUGCCCCUGCCGCCCUCCGGCCGCUCCCUAAAGUUCUCGGGCGUCUACGGCCCCGUGGUGUGCCAGAGGCCCAGCACGUCGGAACUGCCGCUCUUUGACUUUGCCGUCGGGGAAAUGUUCGACCUGCUGGGGGUGGAGAACGUUCUUCAGUUGUUCACCUGCGCCCUGCUCGAGAUGCAAAUACUGCUCUACUCGCAGCAUUACCAGAGGCUGAUGACGGUAGCAGAGAGCAUCACAGCCUUAAUGUUCCCCUACCAGUGGCAGCACGUGUACGUUCCCAUUCUGCCCGCCUCGCUCCUGCACUUCCUGGACGCGCCGGUGCCGUAUCUCAUGGGCCUGCACUCCAACGGGCAGGACGACCGCACCAAGCUGGAGUUGCCGCAGGAGGCCAACUUGUGUUUCGUGGACAUCGACAACCACUUCAUAGAACUUCCGGAAGAGCUGCCGCAGUUCCCCAACAAGCUCGAGUUCAUCCAAGAGAUCUCCGAGGUGCUGGUGUCCUUCGGCCUGGCGCCGGAAGGAAACAUCCACUCCGGCGACUCGCAGCUCAAGCACGGAGGCCUGCGAUCGCUGGACGCCGUCUCCGACAAGCGCAACGGCAACCUGGCCUCGCCGCUCAACUCGUACCUGCUGAGGGAGAACGUAACCAUCGCCAGACUGCAGGCCCUGGUCAAGAGGACGGGCGUCAGUUUGGAGAAGCUGCAGGUCCGAGAGGACGGCGGCGGCGGCGGCAAGGACGCUCGCUUUCAUUGCGACGACGAAGAGCUGAAGAUGCACCAGCUCAACAUCCACCUGCGCGAGGUUUUCGCCAACCGCUUCACUCAAAUGUUUGCCGACUACGAAGUCUUUGUCAUCCAGCCGAGCCAAGACAAGGAGUCCUGGUUCACCAAUCGAGACCAGAUGCAGAACUUUGAUAAGGCGUCCUUCCUGUCGGACCAGCCGGAGCCCUACCUGCCCUUCCUGUCCCGUUUCCUGGAGACCCAGAUGUUCGCCUCCUUCAUCGACAGCAAGAUCCUCUGCCACGACGACGACGACAAGGAGCACACGCUGCGGGUGUUCGACGCCCGCGUCGACAAGGUCCGCAUGCUGAACGUCCGCACGCCCACCCUGCGCACGUCCAUGUACCAAAAGUGCACCAACAUCGAAGAGGCGGAGAAGGCCAUCGAAAUGAGAGUGAUGAAGAUCGACCACACGGCCCUGCAUCCUCACCUCCUGGACAUGAAGAUCGGUCAGGGCCGUUACGAGCAAGGCUUCUUCCCACGGCUGCAGUCCGACGUGCUCUCCUCGGGGCCCACCGGCAACAAGUGGGCCAAGAGGAGCGCUCCGGCGCAGUGGAGGAGGCGGGACCGCCAGAAACAGCACGCGGAGCACCUUUAUUUAGAUAACGACCAGAGAGAGAAGUACAUCCAGGAGGCCCGGAACUUGGGCACAACCAUCAGGCAGCCCAAACUGUCCAACCUGUCGCCUUCUGUCAUCGCUCAGACCAACUGGAAGUUUGUCGAGGGCUUACUGAAAGAGUGCCGGAUCAAGACCAAGCGAAUGCUCGUGGAGAAGAUGGGUCGAGAGGCGGUGGAGUUGGGCCACGUGGAGGUCAGCAUCACCGGAGUGGAAGAGAACACUUUGAUUGCGAGUCUGUGUGACUUGUUGGAGAGGAUCUGGAGCCACGGGCUGCAGGUCAAACAGGGUAAAUCUGCUCUGUGGUCCCACCUACUGCAUUACCAGGAGAGCAAAGAAAAGAAAAGUGCAACCCCGGCCGGUUUGGGACCGCCAGGUUUUAUUCAUGACCCCGAAAGGCGCAAAUCGGAUGGCGGCGGAUCUGCCAUGCCGCCCCUUAAAGUGUCGCUGAUUCAGGACAUGAGACAUAUUCAAAACAUAAGCGAGAUCAAAACGGACGUGGGCAAGGCCAGAGCUUGGGUUCGCCUCUCCAUGGAGAAGAAGUUGCUCUCCAGACACCUCAAGCAGCUCCUGUCCGACGUGGAGCUGACAAAAAAACUUUACAAGCGGUACGCCUUCCUGCGCUGCGACGACGAGAAGGAGCAGUUCCUCUAUCACCUCCUGUCGUUCAACGCCGUGGACUACUUCUGCUUCACCAACGUCUUCACCACCAUCAUGAUCCCCUACCACGUGCUGGUGGUUCCCAGUAAGAAGCUGGGCGGCUCCAUGUUUACAGCCAACCCUUGGGUGUGCGUGUCGGGCGAGCUGGCCGAGACGGGCGUGCUGCAGGUCCCCAGGAACACCCAAGAGAUCACUUUUGAGUGCCAGAACCUGGGUAAGCUGACCACAGUGCAGAUGGGGCACGACAACACGGGUCUCUACGCAAAAUGGUUGGUGGAAUGCGUCAUGGUGCGCAACGAGAUCACGGGGCACACCUACAAGUUCCCGUGCGGCCGGUGGCUGGGCAAGGGCGUGGACGACGGCAGCCUGGAGAGGAUCCUCGUCGGGGAGCUGAUGAUCCCCAGCGGCGAGAACGACGAAAGGAUGUGCCGGACGCCGCCCAUGCAGCAGUCGCCGGGCAUGAUGAGGAGAUUAGUCACCAUCUCGCCAAAUAGCAAGCCAAAGUUAAACACCGGUCAGAUCCAGGAGGGAGUCGGAGAAGCCAUCAACGGGAUCGUCAAGCACUUCCACAAACCGGAAAAGGAGAGAGGCAGUUUGACUCUUCUCCUCUGCGGGGAGUUUGGCCUGGUCUGGGCUCUGGAGCAGGUUUUCCAGCACGGUUUUAAAUCGCCUCGACUCUUUAAAAAUGUCUUCAUUUGGGAUUUCUUGGAAAAGGCACAAGUGUACUUUGAGAGCGCAGAGCAGCGGGACGGGAACCCGGACGAGAACUGGCAAAGCCGAGUGCGCCACUUCUGCCGCUUCAUGCGCGCCAUCAACAACACGUCGAGAAACAUCGGCAAGGACGGAAAGUUCCAGAUGCUCGUCUGUCUGGGCGCGAGGGACCACUUGCUACAUCACUGGACCGCGCUCCUCGCCGACUGUCCAAUCACGGCGCAGAUGUACGAGGACGCGGCGCUGAUCAAGGACCGCUCGCUGGUCAACUCCCUGAUUCGCGUCCUUCAGACGCUGCAGGAGUUCAACAUCACGCUGGAGUCGUCGCUGGUGAAAGGCGUCGGCAUUUAAACCAAAGCGGCUUCCCGCGCGUCUUCUACCGAUUCAGCGAAACUUUUUUCGAUAUGCAGGAACACGUAAUUUUUUGGCCUAUGAUGAAGAUACUGUUACAUUUGCCAUAUAUUGAAUGAUGUGCAAUGAGCCUUUUAAAAUUUAUUGUCUUAUCCUCGGUGAUGUGGUUUUAUUCCAAACAUUUUUUUUUUAAAUUAUGAACCACCGUUUCCCCACAUUUUUGGCGUUGACCUCGCGCUGCAACUUUUUAUCAAAAUAUUCCGUCACUAUAUUGACAUUUUCAUUUUUGGAGUGAACUGCUGACUGCGGCUGUAUUUUAGGGGGUUGCGGGGUUGAAAACGGUUUAAUAUAUUUUAUCAGAGGAAAAACAGUAUUAUUUUGUAAAAAAUCAGUCAGGUUGCUUGCUCUGUGGGAAACGCUUGAUUCCAUUUUCAUGAUGCAGAGCGGAAAGCAAAUGUUAGAGGUAUGCUUUAUAAGUAUGUAUAUGACGGGGGGAGGGAGCUGGAACUGCGGAGCCCGCAAAAGGAGAAUUUGCCAUUUCCGUGGCAGCUUUUUCUUGGGAAAUGUAUGCAGUUUUUUUUUUAAUGUGAAAUUUCUUCGUACCUCGAGUGCAGAAAAAUGCUCUUUCUUGCAUGGAAAUGAGAUGAUGAAAGAUAUAAGAACACCGUCAGCGUGUUGUCGACUUGAGUUGUGUGGUCCGGCUUUCUGUAAAUGGCUCCAACCGGUCCAUCUUCGACCAUCACCCAUCCCUAUCAGCAUCUCAGGAGGAGGGAAAAAAAAAAAAAACCAGGAUCCUUGACCCCCCUUCUUCUCCUCUUGCAGCCAUCCAUAAUAGGAGCAAACACGCUGCUUUUUAUUGCCCCUCCCACAUGAUUUUGCUGUCAUGGUUUUUAUGCUAUGCAAUUCCCACAGCGGGUCAAUGAAUUGGCCCUCCGAAGCUGACCCCCGAGGUCACCGCGCGCCGCCUGAACUCGCGUGUGCGGAAGUUUUGACGUUUAAUAAAUGACGGACUCCUUUUUCUGUGCCAACACUGUCUUGGGAUGGACUCCUCCCUGUUUGACUCGCACAAGAGCAUCUCGGAAAAGAUAUAUUUUUGUUUGAAAUGGGGAAAAAAAAAUACCCUGUUGUACAUUUCUGAAAUAGCUGUGUAAUGUAGUGUUUACUAAGUGACAGACCAUGUACAGUGUAUAAAUAUAUUGAGAAUAAAAGCAUCUGUAAUGUAAUUUCAGUGAAUUUUGAAAAUAUACGAUUUUUUUGUCAAUAUGUGAAACGUUUUGAUUGUACAUGAAAUAAAAUUGUGAUACUGUUAGCAAAAUAGCAUAAUUGCCCAAAUGGUAUUUUUAUUUUUAGUUAACUCGUCUCAAUUAAAAAAAAAAAAAAUACUAAUGCCCUUAUCACAUCGUCUUUUGUUGCUCUGUCAUUGAGGUCAUCGCAAAACGCAAAUGUUGACUCUAGGCCACCGGAUUAUUCUUGUUUUUAAAUGUGUUAAAAUUGCUUUUCGUUUUCCAAAAACGACUUGGGCAGUAUGCUAUUAAGCU